AGUAUAAAUUUGGGGAAAAAACACUUCUUCUUCUUCAACAACUCCACUUCAAUUCCAUAAAUAUAAAACCAUUUAAAGAAUCAUCUGUAACCUUCUUUUUAAAAAAACUUUUGAUGAUUCAAAAUAAUUAAAAAAGAUAGAUAGAAUUUUAGGAUGGGGAACACUAAAAUCAGCAAGCUACAAAAAGAAGACGAAUUUAGCAAGAAGCAUCAUCAACAUACAAAAACAAGUAGCUGCCGCUUCCGGUGGAAAAACAAGUUCAUGGAUCCUAACAUAACGGAUUCCGAUUUAGAAUCAUUCUUGAAGGAAUUCCGAAUUCCGUCCGUCAUAUUCCACCCUGAAUUAUCGUCGGAAAACGGUGAUACAGCUUCUCUUCCGCCACCUGAAUGUCCGAUUCUAGUCUUUAUCAACUCCAAGAGCGGUGGCCAGCUGGGCGGUGAUCUCCUCGUCACCUACCGCUCCCUUUUAAAUGAAAACCAGGUGUUUGAUUUAGGGGAGGAGGCUCCUGAUAAAGUGCUGCGUAGAAUCUAUCUGAAUAUUGAAAUACUCAAGUCUCGUGGGAAUAAAUUGCCUGUUGAGAUUCAAAAAAGGCUUCGAAUUAUUGUUGCAGGUGGGGAUGGAACUGCUGGCUGGUUACUUGGAGUUGUUUGUGAUCUUAAGUUCUCUCAUCCUCCUCCAAUUGCCACUGUUCCUUUAGGGACUGGGAACAAUCUUCCUUUUGCUUUUGGUUGGGGAAAAAAGAACCCGGGUACAGAUCGUAGUUCUGUGCUGUCUUUUCUGGACCAAGUUAAGAAAGCCAAGGAAAUGAAAAUAGACAACUGGCAUAUUCUUAUGAGGAUGAGGGCUCCUAGAGAAGGUUCCUGUGAUCCCAUUGCCCCUCUCGAGCUUCCACUUUCUCUCCAUGCUUUUCAGCGUGUUUCUCCAUCUGAUGAACUCAACAGGGAAGGUUACCACACAUUUCGUGGGGGAUUCUGGAACUACUUCAGUAUGGGAAUGGAUGCUCAAGUAUCAUAUGCAUUUCAUUCUGAGCGGAAGUUGCAUCCUGAGAAAUUUAAAAAUCAAUUAGUUAAUCAGAGUACUUAUGCAAAGCUUGGUUGCUCACAAGGGUGGUUUAUGGCUUCACUUUUUCAUCCUUCUUCAAAGAACAUAGCUCAACUUGCGAAGGUUAAGAUCAUGGAAAGACAUGGUCAAUGGAAAGACCUUACUAUACCCCGCAGCAUCAGGUCGAUUGUGUGCCUUAAUUUGCCAAGCUUUUCUGGUGGACUGAGUCCUUGGGGAACACCAAAUAACAAGAAACAGCGCGAUAGAGACUUGACACCGCCUUUCGUAGAUGAUGGACUUAUUGAGGUUGUUGGUUUUAGAGAUGCUUGGCAUGGGCUUGUUUUGCUUGCACCGAACGGACAUGGGACACGCCUUGCACAGGCGCAUAGAAUCCGUUUCGAGUUCCACAAAGGUGCUGCAGACCACACGUUUAUGAGGAUUGAUGGGGAACCCUGGAAGCAACCACUUCCAGGAGAUGAUGAUACUGUAGUUGUUGAAAUAUCCCACCUGGGCCAAGUGAACAUGCUUGCCACCCAUGAUUGCAAGUCUAAAAGUGUGUGUGAUCCCUCAUCUCCGAGCUCUCAUGAUGAUGAAGACGAUGACAGUAAUGAAGAAGAAACUGAACAAGGUGAAGAGUGGAAGAAAUUUGGCGCAGCUGAUACAUUUAAGAUCCCAGAUGGUGUUGAAAUUGCCCAUCUUAGUUGAACUCUCACCUUCAUUCAAUUAAUUUCUAUGUUAUAGUUUUCUUCAUCAAUUGAUUUGCAAUUAAGUAUAGGUUUAGGUAAUAAAUAUUCUAAUUUUGCUGCUAAUAAAUUGAGCAUGUGGUCUAUGGGCAUAUGAUAGAAUAAUAUCUUUUACAAUCUAAGAAUUGAUAUUGUCCAUCUCAAA
Messenger RNA from Mercurialis annua (annual mercury), 1929 nucleotides. Its product is annotated as diacylglycerol kinase 5-like. Bases 154 to 1746 code for a protein of 530 amino acids. Lineage: Eukaryota; Viridiplantae; Streptophyta; Magnoliopsida; Malpighiales; Euphorbiaceae. The record is from RefSeq and is a predicted model, not a curated record. Gene Ontology annotation, molecular function: ATP-dependent diacylglycerol kinase activity. The transcript has 13 exons.